Molecule: messenger RNA, 2980 nt
Organism: Oreochromis niloticus (Nile tilapia)
Lineage: Eukaryota; Metazoa; Chordata; Actinopteri; Cichliformes; Cichlidae
Gene: gpr132b
Product: G protein-coupled receptor 132b
Exons: 2
Coding region: 1245-2309 (354 amino acids)
Biological process (GO): negative regulation of G2/M transition of mitotic cell cycle; G protein-coupled receptor signaling pathway; G1/S transition of mitotic cell cycle
Cellular component (GO): membrane
Molecular function (GO): G protein-coupled receptor activity
Source: RefSeq, a predicted model, not a curated record
UUGGCGCUUCCUUCUUAUUUUACACGUGUUGUACAGGUGUGUGUUUACAGCCCCGUGCAUUUUAUGAGACUCCUCGUGCUUCCAGCAGGCGGCGCGCGGUCGCGGUUUCACGUCAUUGAGGAGACUGAACGCGUGCAGGCUGGCGUUGAUCGAUGGUCUCUGAUUAAAGACGAAGGCGAGGUGUCGAUGAGGCGGUUUGGAGUCACGUGACUGCGGGACGUCGCUGAGCAUCACUUCGUUAAGGACCAGCACGAGGACAGACGCGAGCUUCACCUGAGGACAGCAGGCAGCGCGUGCAGGUACAGAUACUACACUUACUGCAAGUACACUGUAGUGCUGCCAGGUUUAUUACACAGAGUACUUCAUUCUGCUGUAAUAGCAUUAAAGACACGUGGUGUACUUCAAAUAUUCUGAGUGUACUUUCAGUUCACGUAGUACUGCAGUAUACAUAGUACUGUACACAGAGGGUACUGAUGAAGAACCAGUAUUAUUCAGUCGAUCAGCGGGACACACAGCUGAUCGAUCCACCGAUCAGAAAAUAUUCGUUCAAAGUGAGUCAGUCGAUGAUAAAGAGGAGGAGGAGAACAAAGAGCAUCAAAUAUUCACACUGAACCUCAAGUGCAGCCUUGUCCGUGGGCUCUUUGUUCCUGUUUCUCUAGUGACUCUGAAACACGCCAAAGAUAACGCAGUGUGACAUAGUUGUCAGUAGAAGAAGAGGUGUGAGGCCUAAAAUGAGUUUUGUUUUGCUUUUUUUACUUCAUUGAUCUGCAACCAGUUUACAUUCUUUUAUUUGUUAUUAUGAAACAAAGUACACAGCUAAAUUUACUGCAGUACUGCUUAAAGAAACAGCUCUCCUUGUAGUAUAUGUAAGAGUAAUAACAGAAGAUAGUCGAUUGGUUAAUAAAGUAACAAUAACUGUAGUACUGAGUACUUGUGUAUUUUUACUGCAAUAACAAAUACGUUAAUGAACACUUUAAACUUGCCGCACACUUGGAGUACUAACAGUGCAUUGUACACAGUACUUUGCAGUACUCCUUUGAAGUACUGUUACAAUGACUUUAUGUGUGAACAGAUGAGGGAUCAGUAUGGAGUUAUCGAUCGCCGUUUCAGGUACGUACUCCUGUGUCAGGUGUGUAAAGGGGAGGAGUCACCUGAGAUCUCUGAUUGAUUGAUUCUGAUUGCACAUUUCAGACUCAUUACAUUCCCGGAGGAGGAAGUGGAAGAGGAGGAUCAUUUCAGACAUCAUGCUGGGAGUCACCGAGGCGGUGACCCAGACGACCAAUCGAAGUGACCUGUACUGCGCGCUGCCGCAUGGUGAGGGCCGCCUGCCGCUGGUGCUGCUGUACAGCGCCGUGCUGCUGGUCGGUCUGCCCGCCAACCUGUUGACGGUCCUCCUCACGGGGUUGCAGGUGCGCAGGAAGAAUGUGCUGGGCGUGUACCUGUGCAGCCUGUCAGUCUGUGACCUCACCUACCUGGGGACGCUGCCGCUGUGGGCGAUCUACGUGAACCACGGUCACGUGUGGCCAUGGUCGUCAGCGGUCUGCAAGCUGACGGGCUACAUCUUCUUCAACAACAUGUACAUCAGCAUCUUCCUGCUCUGCUGCGUCUCCUUCGACCGCUGUGUCGCCGUUGUCUACAGCCUGGAGUCCCGUGGCCUGCGGCGGCAACGCCACGCCGCCUUUGUCGUUCUUGCCAUCAUCCUGGUAGUGGCCAUCGGGCACACCCCGGUCUUCACCAUGAGGGAGGGCGCCACAGAGGCUUUGCGUCGCUGCUUCGAGCCGAGUCAGAGCAGUGCGACGGUGACAGGCUUCAACUACGCUCGCUUCGUCAUCGGCUUCCUGCUCCCGCUGCUGUUGCUGGUCGUCACCAACCGCGGCAUCCUGGCUAAUGUGCAGCGCAGCACAGGGCUGCAGUCGGCACAAAAACGCCGUGUCCGGCACUUGGCCGUGGGUGUGGUGGUUCUGUUCCUGGUGUGCUUUGCCCCGUACCACGUGAUCCUACUGGUCCGAGGCGUCAUCUUCCACUUCCCGCAGCUUGACAACUGCUCGUUUCAGAAGGCCAUGUACACACCCUACACCAUCUCGCUGGGCCUGUCCACCAUCAACAGCGCUGUCAACCCAAUCCUGUACGUCUUGUCAAGCAACAACAUCCGAAAGGAUCUACGGCGAGGACUUGCACAGAUCUGUGGCAGGGUGCUGGUGAGAACUCCGUCCAGCACCACCCAGAACAAAAUCCAGCCGAUCAACAACUCUUUAGAGCUCAACACGGGCAGCGAGAGGCUGGCAGCAGGAAAACCACCCGGAACCUGAGGUAGCGGUUCCACGACACUGCAGUGUCCUGCAGUGACUGCAGAGGGCCAGGACCAAGAACCGGGGGACUUUGAGUGCUACGUAUGCACAGAAAAACAAAAACAGAAAUGUUUGGAAUGAGAACUUUAGAGACAGAAGCUAGAGUAACGAAGGUGACACAAACACUGCUGUGUUGCACACCGUCAGCCUCCCUGCUGCCAUGUGUUAGACUGAAACAGCAGGAUCGUUUCUGACGCGUGGCCACUCCUGUAGACACAGAAACAUGUAACUGCAUCUCAAACAUUCACACCUGCAGGGAACUAGCAGGCCAAUCAGAGCUCACAGUAACGAUGUGACUCAGCUGUCACUGAUAUCUGAUUAUUGAUCACAUAUCUGUGUCCAAAUGAACUCAUUUUUAUUCCCAUUUCACCUGGUCAGGUGUUCAGAAGGUUCACAGUUCACCUGCUGGGUUCCAUCAGAAGCAGCUUUUGUGUGCACUAAGGAGCUGUUCAUGUCCUAUCUGUUGUUGAGGGGACACUUUUUACUGUAGCACUUCAACCGGACAGACAGGUGACCUCAGAUUAUUGUUUUCUCUGAACCGUAGAUACAUCACACACCUGGUCUCACAGUUUUUAAACUGUAUUCAGUCACUGGCUAAUGUCUUCUGUCAUCAUUAAAAAAUGUAAAUUAUU